Molecule: messenger RNA, 7793 nt
Organism: Hipposideros armiger (great roundleaf bat)
Lineage: Eukaryota; Metazoa; Chordata; Mammalia; Chiroptera; Hipposideridae
Gene: MACROH2A1
Product: macroH2A.1 histone
Exons: 6
Coding region: 183-782 (199 amino acids)
Biological process (GO): nucleosome assembly
Cellular component (GO): nucleosome
Molecular function (GO): DNA binding; protein heterodimerization activity; structural constituent of chromatin
Source: RefSeq, a predicted model, not a curated record
CGGGGCGCGCGGGCGGGAAGCGAGGAGGCGGGCGGGCGGGCGGACCAGCGAGGAGCGCGGAGAGAAAAGGCGCGAGCGGCCCAGAGGGCACAGGCCGGACACCUUGCUGCUGCUGCUGCCGCCGCCGAGCCGCCUAGCGUGUACUGAUCCAGCUCCACUAAGAAGAACACAGGGCCGCCGCCAUGUCCAGCCGGGGUGGGAAGAAGAAGUCCACCAAAACCUCCCGGUCUGCCAAGGCAGGAGUCAUCUUCCCCGUGGGGCGGAUGCUGCGGUACAUCAAGAAAGGCCACCCCAAGUAUAGGAUCGGAGUGGGGGCGCCUGUGUACAUGGCCGCCGUCCUGGAGUACCUGACAGCGGAGAUUCUGGAGCUGGCCGGCAAUGCAGCGAGAGACAACAAGAAGGGACGGGUCACGCCCCGGCACAUCCUGCUGGCUGUGGCCAACGAUGAAGAGCUAAAUCAGCUGCUAAAAGGAGUCACCAUAGCCAGUGGCGGGGUGUUACCAAACAUCCACCCCGAGUUGCUAGCGAAGAAACGAGGAUCCAAAGGGAAAUUGGAAGCCAUCAUCACGCCACCCCCUGCCAAAAAGGCCAAGUCUCCAUCCCAGAAGAAGCCCGUGUCUAAGAAAACAGGAGGCAAGAAAGGGGCCCGGAAAUCCAAGAAGAAGCAGGGAGAAGUCAGCAAGGCCGCCAGCGCCGACAGUACGACCGAGGGCACGCCCGCCGAUGGCUUCACGGUUCUCUCCACCAAGAGCCUCUUCCUGGGACAGAAGCCGCCCCAGUGAUGCAACCUUCCAGACGCCAUGGUUUUGUAAAAGAUGAUUCACUUUUGUUGAAAAUAAAAAUGAUGCAAAGGCUUUUAAGACCUGAGAAUGAAAGUUAAUUAAUCUUUCUCUAUUAACACACAAAAAAAACAAAACAAAACAAAACAAAAAAAACGAAUGGAGAGGGAAUUAAACUUUUCUUACUUUUUUUAUCCUACAUUAAAAAAAAAUUAAAGGCAUGAAUUUGAUCUCCCAUGUAAAUUGUGUGUAGUUGGAUGUGGUUAACAACUUGGAUCUGAAGCUGCAUCAUUUUUACAACCUCAUCGUCCGUUUUCUUUUGCAUCUCGGUGACAUAGCCCUCCUGCUCAUGUCAUUGCAAGCGCUCCUCCUUUCCCUCCCCCUUCCCUGUGACUGAGGCAGGCUCUCCUGACGCAAUGCCAGUGGUGGACUCUGUGUUCCAGCAAAUAACCAUUGUGGUUUACCUUUUAUAACCAUUAUCUGUAUUUUGUACGCAUUUUUCAAAGGAAAAAAUAAGCAGCAUUAGUUGUCAUCUUAAGGUCUGGGGCUUUGAACAUUUUUGUUUAAAGUAUUUUUUUCUUUAUUUAGAAAAGGCCAUCUCAGCAGUGAAGGCAACCACCGGGGUCUCCUUGCACACCCUUUAACACGCCCUGUGGGCCAUAUAUUGAAAGUUAAUGGGACCUGUCAUCCAAAUGGCUUUGUUUUGAAGGAAAGUGUGAAAACCCCUGCCACUUAGGACUAGCUCCUGUGUGUUUCAGAUCCCUAAUGCAGAUGAUUAGCCUUGGCUUGGAAGCCUGUUAAGCAGGUAGGACACGUUAGCCCCUGGGUCCACCCUCACUUCUUCUCCCACCCUGCCCUUGGGUGCUAUGACCCUGGCCUCUCCCUCCCCAGUAUUCCUGCUACCUCCUGCUGGCUACCCCAAAGCCAGCCUCAGACCAGAACUCCUCACACCCUGUGCCAGGUGAGCCCAGGUAUUUCCACAAUAGCAGUGCUCAGCCCAACGGAGAUCCCUUCCUGCCCUUCUUGAUCUUGGGAUCAGGGCCCUGUCUGGACUCUAUUGCACGUGAACCCUGGAAGGGAGGCGGCAAAGGCUGCAGACGCCUUGCUAGCUCCUCGGCAACAAGCAGCACCAUCUUCUCCUCCAUUUGGAGCACACCUGGUCUCAGGCCUCAGGAGCAGGCACCACAGGCAUGAAAGUACCAGACAGUACAAAUCCAGCUAAUACUAACUAUACCCCACUCAGGGUUGGGGACGGGAGAGUCCAGAACCUACAGAGCAGUACUGAUACUCUAAUCAUUUACAGACAUGUCAGCUCAUGUUAUUCAAGACAGAGGAAAACGGAAGAAGUAGGUUUGACAAAUGAAACCAAUGUGCCUGUUUGACUUUUGGAGGGAGAAUCUGAAAGGACUGGUUGAGCUGGAACGCAGUGUAGAGAGAGUGGUCAGCUGUAAGAGAAGGGGCUGAGGACAGAACCUGAUGGCCCACCUGCAUAGCAUGCAGUCAUGUGUCAGAGAUGAGAACGAAACACCAAGCUACCAUGAGACGACCCUUUGCGUUAAAUGUGCUUCCAGGUUAAUGACCCAAGCCUCCCACAUCCAGCGCCAGCGACCCCCAACUCCAGUACCACAGACACUCUUUAGCAGAAUGAACUGUGUCCCCUCAAAUGUGGCAUCACAGAAUAAAGUGGCACCUCACGUCAGCCUGGACACCAGUAUUAGAAGCUAGUGUGCAGGCAGCCCUUCCGGAACCUGGGCCCCUGCAGCAGGAGAUGGAUGAGUGUUUAUAUUGGGUUUUCGGAAAACUCAUGACGUAGUUUUCUGUUUUUUGUUGUAAAAAUGCACCAUGACUUUUCCGACAACCCAGUAGUUUGGAGCAUCAUUUUGAAGCAGUUCUUGCUGGCCCUUUAUUGGCCAUGACUUACAGGUGAAAGUCAUGGCAUAUAGUGCCAAAGGGGCAAGAGUCAGAAAGCUGACACAUAGGAAUCUACACAAAGCACAUUUUAAAAUGUUAUUAUCACAGAAUUAAUUGUGACUUGGAUUUUAGGAAAUGUUUCCAAAAGGGUACUUCAGAACGAUGACUGUACGGUACCCUGUGUUCUCUGAGUCUUAUUUUUCCUACCUGUUACAGUGAAACCAAGGCUUGAAUAUUGCAAGCAAGCUGGGGUGGAGAAAGGUGAUACUGUGCUCCCUGCAGCCACAUAAGGCAUGGUUGCUAAGCUACUCACAGGAGAAGCCAGCUUGGGCUUAGGAGCCUGGGAUCUAAUUGUUGUUGAUGAUGUAUUUCACAUACUGCAGUCUCAGGGUAAUCGCCCUCAUUACUCUAUGAUUUUAUCCAGUGUUCACACACGUUGUAUUAUUUUCAAAAAGAAAACUGCUGUGAAUCUGAACUGACUAAAUGUUUUUGCUUUGUGGUUAAAUGGAGAGUUGCAGCCCCUUUUCAUGUUUAAAAACCUAAUGGUUUAAUUUCUAAAAAAAAUACUUCCAAUGUGUUUCUCGAAAUCUGUGUCAGUGGUAGUAAAUUUAGUAGUGUCAGUAGUAUUUGAAGCAGUUGGGAAGGCAGUGUAAGGAGGGUAUGAGUGAGGCUUCACGCCUCCCCAACCAUCAGGAUUGCAUCUGCAGCUCUGUAGGCCCCUAAAGGCAGGGGUGGGGUUCCACGGCUCUUCUUCCUCAGAACCAGACACCCCACUCCGGGGGCUGGAACACUGCAAGGAGAGAGCGAGCUCUUGAAGCAGCAAUGAGGAGGAAAGGGCUUUCCAUCCUGUGGCUGACUGUUGGCGUCUGAGAUAGUUUAGGAAACUGACUAAGCAAUGAAGAGUGUUGACUCAGCUCCUGGGCCUCCAUCAGUGCCCACACGUGUCCUUAUCUUUGUGUGACACGUUCUAGCCUGAAACUCAUCAAAUACCAGCGCCAGGCCUGAGGCUUCUGGAGGAAUUCGGGCUGAGAUGCAUGCAGGGUGGGCAGCAUAGUACACAUGAAGGAGCCCUUCAUCCCAGAAGCAAGGGCAGGAGAGUGGGCCCGAGAGUGGGCCACCGAGAAAACGUGGGUCUCCGUGAGGAAUUAGGAUCGAAGACAUGGCCCUUCCCAUCCUUCUUAGUUGAAGCAGACUUUGGGGACAGGAGAAGAGCUGCAUUCUGUGUGACUAGCAUGGGGAAGUGAGACUGGCCAGUUCUCCCUCAUUGUCCAUUUUGAGGGAGUGCGAGACACCAAAAUGUGACAGUUACAGGCUAGUCUAAGCAUGUCACUUGGAUAGUCUGUAACAAUCACUUUCAUUUCCUAAAAUUGAAUUUCUGAUCAUAUUACAUGAAAAAGGAUUGUACUGUUUCCUGUAGCCAUGCAGCCUGGAUGUCUAUCCAGGAGCUCCCAGCCAUCAGCUCCUUACCCAUUAUGGACAGGCCACCUCUUGACUUGUCCUAGAUGGUGGGUGCCAGCCUCCUUUCCAGGAUGGCCAAGUUGUCCCUGAGCCCCCUCAGGUCUAAGCCAGGCCAAGGGCCCGGGUCCUGAGAUGCCGUUUCCAUUAGCCCUGCUGUAAGGGCAGGGGGAUGUUCAUUUCAUCUCAGUUACGUUAGGGUGCUGGACACUCAGUUCCAGCUCUGUUUGUGUGCCCAUAGAAACCUGAGCACUGUCUUAGGCGUUGUGUGGCCCUCAGCGUAGGAGGCAACCCACUCUGUGCCCUCAAGGAGCUUGUCCGCUGACAAGUUCACAUCAUGAGUAGAGAACGGGUUGAUGUGGGCAUACCCACCUAGAGGGAAGACCUGGGUGCUGGGGACUUCAGGGGUGGCUAUAGCAGAGCCAGCGGAGCUUAGGAUCAGCAGGUUCCCAUGCUGGAAGGGAUCUUGAAGGACACUUGCCUUAAGGCCACUUCUUUCAACUCUGCAGCCGAGUGGGACCCCCUUCUGCUCUAUAACUGGCGAUACCUUUUGGUCACUCUCUCCAGUGGCCAACAAGCCACAGAUAUUUUAAGUUCCCCAUGCUGUUGUUGAAAACUUAGCCUUCCCUCUUUCCCAAUGACGAGACAAAGAAGGCCACCUUAUUCAAAUUCUGAAAUCAUUACUGAUCCUCUUCCCUCAUGGAAAAGCAGACUAAACUUGGGAACUGAGAUCCCCAGAAACCUGAUUUCCCCUGCUCUGCCAUGUGCUUCAGACAGCCACAUGCCUCUUUGGCUGAGAGGCCCAGGCGGAUUUGGCCCUGGGAGGUGGUGGGAGGCCUGGGCCCCCCCCCCAGGACUGGCAUCUGUCUUGCCCCUACCAGGCCUGUUCGUGUGUCCACUGGACAGCACAUCCUUUUCAGACAUGCAUUUGCAUCCCAUGCUCAUAGGCUCUCUUCUCCCGUCCAGGGGAGCUCUGUGUUUGUUCACGAUCAUCUCACUCAUUGUUGACUCCUGCCCACUGGGCCAGCCUGCCCAGGCCAAGUGGAUGACCCCUUAGUCUUCCCUGAGUACCUGAAGCAAUCUGUCCUCUCCUCUCCCCAUUCCUCUCCCAAGCAGACACCCCACCACACAGAUGCCCCUCCCACCAAGCACACGCUUUAUAGUUAAGAGGAUUUUAAAAAUAAACAUGUGUACACAGUCAAUAGCAGCAAAACUGCCUUGUGACUCACCCUGGCGCACAGCAGAGCACAGCUGGAGAGUCAGCACUCAGGUGUGCGUGAGCGUGGCCCAGCUCCCGUCUACCUGGUUCACCUGGGCUGCUCGUGGCUCCCUGGGGUGCAGGAUUCUGUGCUUCCACAGGCCGCUGCCUUGGGCCAGGAGGGAGGGUGAGUCCAGAGUGCACUGGAAGCUCUCCGAGGAACUUGAGUUCUGUUGGCAACCACUCCCCGCUUCAGCAAAGCUACGAACCCCCCCAGCUUCCCUAGGGAGCCCCUUCCUGUAGACAGAGGCUGGUUCUUCCCAGGCAGCAUCAGAAACAGGCCACUGCGGUCUUCCUGGCUAAAUUGGAGUCCAUGAAAAUAGCUACUUUUCUGGUGAGGCAUCUCUGAGUACAAAUCCAGUAGCAUCUAUACAAGUGGAAAAAAGUAUAGUGUGAAUUUUAAGGAUUUGAACGUGUGCAGGUUUUAGACAAACGAAAAAGGACUCGCACAGAUGUGUACUCCUCCACACCACACCUAGUGAAGUGUUCCUUUCCCUUUUUUCUCCUCCUUCCUUCCCCAAUGACCUCUUGCCACUUCGCACAGUGGGGUUCUUUUGUUUGUUUGUUUUGGAUGGGGGGACAGGGAGUUUUGGCUUAAUUUGAGUUUUUAUCAACAGUUUAAAGUCAAACGCAGUACUUACAUGAUAUCAUAAUGAAACCCUUUACCUUGUCCUGAAUUCUGCACAUUCACUCGCCUUACCCUGAGACCCCCACCCCCAUCUGUGCCCACUCACGCCCCUUCUCCCUGAGCGAGGCAGGUAGCACCCUGGCCCCUGAUGCUUGUCUCUCUUCCACGCCUCUGUCCUGGCACCAGGGCCCUGCGCUUCUGAGAGCGUCACUAUGUGAGAUCACUCCCAGUGGGCUUCCUUUGGCUCCAGGGAUGUGGGUGGCCCCUGCCCACCCUGCAGUGUUGGGAACCAUUACCCCAAAAAGUCCAAGGGGAGAAAACUUGUUCUUUUCCCUUUGUGUCCAAACUAAAAUGCAGACACCGCUUUGUGCCAGGGCCUAGCCAGAGUCCAUUACCAGCCAUAUGACCAAAUUUAUUGCCACAACUUUUCUCUCACAAAGGAUGAUGGCUUUUCGUCUAAGCAGGUCCCUUUGUUGAGAAUCUACUGACUGUUUCUGGGAAUCAGAAAUGUAGAUUUAUAUUUCUGAUGCUUCUAGAGUGUCAGGUUUCUUGUUUGGUUUUGUUUCCAACAAAAUCUUUGGCCCCAGAAAUUUAGUGACUUGGAGCUCUGUUGCCAAGAGUCUCCCUGCCACGGGUCCUUGGAAUGACAGCCCAGACAGAGGCUUCAGCCCCACUGGGCCCGCCGGCUGCAGUCAGCUCUCUCAGCCUGGACUUCAGUCGGUGUGGGCACCAGCUCCUCUGGGGGCUCUUGGCUGAAGCUAUUAGGAAUUUAUGUCACUGAAGAAAGAGCAUCUUCAGAGAGAGCGAGAGCGCGAGCGCGAGCGUGCACGCGCGCGCUUUGCCACAGGCACUUGCAGCUGAGAACGAAGGGGAAGAGGGGGAUCCUGGACAGUAGUCCUGGACCAGCUAAUGGCCCUACUGACCGCCGAGUCCACAACUCAGGAUUUCUCUCAUACUGAUGGUUGCUGUGGCCACAGAGUAACAGUGAGGAGGAAGGACAUUCAGUGGCUCUUUAGAAGAGCCAGUUGGUUGGGUACUCAUAAAACACACUCAAGGAACAUGCUGGGCCCAUUGGGCCUCAGUAACCUCGCCAACAAGGUGAAAACCGUUUGAGGGCCCCAUGGUCUCACUAGAGAACUGCUGUUUCUCUUCCCCGGGUUCCAUCAGAACUUCAGCUUUACAUGACUAAUAGGUAAAGGUAGAUGUUACUGAGCAAAAGACCAUUCUCGCUCCCUGCCACCCCUGAGCAGGACACUGGAGCCAGCCAGCCAGUAGUCACGGUGACGGGGACAGCCUUAAAGACUCGUGGCCACUUGGAGGAGAUGGCAGAGCUACUAGGGGCUUGCCCAGACGAGCUGUGACUUCUGUGCCAUCCCAGUACUCAAAGAAGAGGACAGUCGCAUAUAGCACCCUCGCCCCAGGAAGGAGGACUCUGGUCCUGGGUCCUGAGAGCUGCUUUUCUUUGGUCCCCAGAUCACAAGUUUCUUUCAAGGGAACUGGACCCACCAGUCCAAUAUGGCUUAUGCCUCUCUUUUGCCCCAAGCAUCACCCAACAGGUUGUGGACCUUAAACCUAGUUUGCUUCCUUUCAGUAUCCUAACAUUUGAGUCUUUUAUUAGAAAUGGAUCCGUGUUAGCCAGUCACUCCCUGUUCCCCUUUGUGCCCAGUGCACUUGGAGUGCUCACUGCCCUUCAUCUGUGUCCCAAGGCUCACUUCUCUGUGACUUCCCAGCUGUCCUGUUAUUUCCCACCUCAUGCUUUUCU